GGUAAACUCAUGAGUCGAACGCGUCAUUGGGUAUAACGGUCGUUUCGCGCCAAACUGCGCAUGUUCAGGCCGCCAGGGACUUCUUCGACAUAAAGUCGUUUUUGACAAAAAUGAAGACGUGUCAGUUUGUCACGUUCACGAGGAAUGCCCAACACCAGCACCAGGCCUAAACGUGGCAGACGGAACCGUCGGGUGCCCAGGGAGGACCCUGCCAGGAAUGAGCUGGUGUCCAGGUCACUGGAGAGUGCCCAGCAGUGUCUGUUCAACCAAGACUAUGGGACUGCCUUUGUCCACUACCUUCUCGUCCUCAACCUGGCUCCUGUGUUGAAGGACUUUGCCAGUGAGUCCUUUAGGUUCACUCUGUUCAAAUGGGCAGAUGAGCUUGACUCUCUGGGGCGCAUCCAGGACCUGUUUGACUGCUAUGAACAGGCUCUGGAGCUCUUCCCUACUGAUGAGGUCAUCAUCAACAGCAUGGGUGAACACCUGUUCAGAAUGGGAUUCCGGGAUGAGGCCGCUGGUCAUUUCCACAAGGCCCUGAAGCUGAAGCCGGACUACCCUGAGGCCAAGGAGAAUUUCUACCGUGUGGCCAACUGGCUGGUGGAGCGCUGGCACUUCCUGAUGCUCAACGAUCGCAGGAGGAACCACAAGUACCAGCAGGCCAUCCAGAAGGCUGUUGAGGGAGGUUGCAACACUGUGUUGGAUAUAGGCACAGGGACCGGUAUCCUCGGAAUGUGUGCUAAGAAGGCAGGGGCGGCUGAGGUGUACGCCUGUGAGCUGUCCAAGACCAUGUACGAACUGGCCUGUGAGGUGGUCACUGCUAACGGAAUGAACGGACUCAUCAAGAUCCUCCAUAUGAAGUCGCUGGAGAUGGAAGUGCCUAAAGACAUCCCUAAGAGGGUAUCGCUGGUUGUCACCGAGACUGUGGAUGCCGGCCUAUUUGGUGAAGGUAUUAUAGAGAGCCUUAUACACGCCUGGAAUCAUCUGCUUUUGCCUCCACAGAGCACCCAGGACCCACCCAGGCCUCCCUCCCAAGCAGGCCGGGUCAUCCCUGCCGGAGCCACUGUGUUUGGGAUGGCUGUCCAGUGCCUGGAGAUCCGCCGUCAUCACAGGCUGUGUGUGUCUGAGAUGGGAGGCCUGGCCACGGCUGCAGCCGGAGAGCUCCACAGCCCAGUAAGCUGCAGCUCAGAGGAUGACUCCACAGAGCCCUACACCACAGAGAGACUGAGCAGACUGCCUGGAGGCUACACGCCCCUCACUGAACCCUUCAAUGCCCUGGACAUAGACUUCAACAACGUGCAGGAGCUGGAGGGUCUGUGCUCCAGGGAGGUGAGCCGGGUGCGUCUACCUGUAACUGGGGAGGGUCUGCUGGACGCCCUGGCCGUGUGGUUCCAGCUCCACCUGGACCUGCAGAGUAGCCUGUCCACCGGCCCUAAGGAGGACACCUGCUGGGAGCAGGCCAUCUACCCCGUUCAGACACCACACAAUUUUCCCCUGAGGCCUGGUGACGAGCUCAUCGUGGAGAUCUCCUGCCGGGACGCCUACCUGAGACUCUGCAGCGUUGCCGUAGCGAGAGACGGACGAGAGUUCCGUCUAGACGACUGUCUGGAUCCAGACAAACCUAGAAACACCCCAGGCCCGAGCGGAAAUCCCAACCCAAGCCUUAACGCCGAGGCAGAACUGUGCAGCGCCCUAGCUUGCCUCGGGACAGAGCAGAGCAGUGGACCUCGAGACUACACCAUGCUGGAGUGUGCUGAAAUGGCCCUCCUCAACAACCAGCCCUACCACGAUAGUUUCCGCAGGGCACUGGCUAAACUCAUCACCAACCUGAAGGACGCUCAUUCGGUCCAGGGUCCCAGCCAGGGUCAAGGGUUAGAGGUCAUGCCUCUCACUGACCCCAGUGGCCCUAUGGACCCUGGUCCCGACCCCUUCUAUGUGCUGGACGUGUCCGAGGGCUUCUCUGUUCUAUCCCUCAUGGCAGCCAGUCAGGGCCAGGUGAAGGCCUAUAGUUCGGUAGAGAAGACCCAGCACCAGGCGGUGCUCAGGAGGCUGGCCAGGGCCAACGGUGUCCCAGAGGAGGCUCUCGAGUUCUGGCUGAACCAGGUGGAGGAUGAGCAGGCAGUGCUCCAGAGACCCUCCAGGGAGAAGCUGUGGAGCGCCAUUAUAUUAGACUGUGUGGAGACCUGUGGCUUAGUGAGGCAGAAGCUGAUGGAGAAAGCCACCCUAGCCAGGUGCCUGUUGGAGGACGGUGGUCAGAUCUUCCCAGAGAGAAUAGUGUUGUACGGGAUGCUGGUGGAGUCUGACACCCUGCUGCUGGAGAGUGCUGUCCAGGGCCAGGAGCCAACACUGGGCUUCAACAUCGCCCCGUUCAUCAACCAGUUCACUGUUCCAGUCCAUGUGUUUCUGGACUUGUCCACUCUGCAGUGUAGACAUCUCAGUGACUCUGUAGAACUCUUUAUCCUGGACCUCAUGAACACCAACGCCAACUAUACCAACAGAGACGUCAAGGUCCAGGCUAGUGCCUCAGGCAGGGUGACUGCUGUGCCCUUCUGGUACCAGAUCCACCUGAACGAGGAGAUCAGCGUGAGCACCUUCAACCAGGACUCCCAUUGGAAGCAGGCUGCUGUGGUGCUGCACCAGCCCCUGGCAGUGAGGGAGGGAGACUGGGUACGACUGGCCGUCACCCUGCAGAAGAGCUCCAUCUCCAUAUCAGCCAGUAUAGAGGAAGAGGCUGGAGAGACCGGGACUGUGGAUUCUGUUAGAGUCCGAUAAGUAGAUGUCUGGUGAUAUGAAAGUACAAGAGUCAUCUUCAUAAGUGUUUAAAAGGAGGGAGUUGCAGUGCUUUUGAUUCUACAAGAGCAUCAAGUCCACUCAGUCUUACUGGGAGAGAGGUCAAGGUAUCACUCUGGGUUCUAUAUUGUGAGUGUGAACUGCAUAUAUGUCGAGGAGGGGAAGGGAUUGGACUAUGGAUUCUCCGGAAGCUCCAGCUCUAAAAUGACCCAUAGUCUACAAUAGCUACCAUCUCAAUAUGCCUUCUCUCAGGACUUUCACAUGUUUUAUGAUGUGCUCACCUUGAGACGUUUUGGUCUUUAGUGUGUUCAUAAUCUUGUUUUGGAAUGACGUCUCUUGAUUAUGGUUGCAGUCUUCAUUCAAAUGUUUUGUAUCAGCACUUGCAUUUUAUCUCCAAAAUAAUCAUUUAGAAAUCAAAGAAAAUCAUAAUGAACAAACAAGAGACUUGGUGUCACCUCAACAACAUUGUGUCAAUUUCUUAUUGACACUAGCAAAAACUGACAGCCACAUUUAAUUUCAUUUAUUGGAGGGUGAAUGUUUGGAACUUUGAGUUGAACUCUCAAAAGACAAAGGUGCUGACACAUUUGAUGUAGUACUUCCCUCUGAAGGUUAAUGCUUUGUGACAAACAUCAGGUAAGGCAAUAGCUGCACACACUUGACACACAUUCCUGAUAGGAAGACGUUCUAGUAAAAGACUGAUAGUCUUUUAAAAGACUAUCAAUCCCUUUCAGUACAGUAAAUCACAACUAAUAUCCCUGAAAAGCUUAAAACAGAAAUUAGAAUGGUAAGUUAAAUGUCAGAUACAUUGGUGCAACAAAAGGUAUAUUUAUAACCAUGACUAUGUAAGCAUCAGUUUAUAUUUACAAAUGAGAGGCAGACGUGAAAUGUGUGAAUUACUUGAUAGUGGAUACACUAGGACAAGGCAUCUGAGAAGACGAUCGAGGCUGUUAGUGUUAAUGCCAAAGUGAGACACCGCUUCAUGCUUCAAAAACUGUACUAUAGGUUUAAAGACUGUAUUCAAGCAUGUACAAACCAAUGAUGUACAGUACCAGUCAAAAGUAUUGACACCUACUCAUGAAGGGUUUUUCUUCAUGCCAAGAGUGUGCAAAGCGGUCAUCAAGGCAAAGGGUGGCUACUUUGAAGAAUCCCAAAUAAAAACAUUUUCAUUUC
Molecule: messenger RNA, 3957 nt
Organism: Oncorhynchus keta (chum salmon)
Lineage: Eukaryota; Metazoa; Chordata; Actinopteri; Salmoniformes; Salmonidae
Gene: prmt9
Product: protein arginine methyltransferase 9
Biological process (GO): peptidyl-arginine methylation
Molecular function (GO): protein-arginine omega-N monomethyltransferase activity; protein binding
Source: RefSeq, a predicted model, not a curated record